Molecule: messenger RNA, 2650 nt
Organism: Balaenoptera musculus (blue whale)
Lineage: Eukaryota; Metazoa; Chordata; Mammalia; Artiodactyla; Balaenopteridae
Gene: CNKSR1
Product: connector enhancer of kinase suppressor of Ras 1
Exons: 20
Coding region: 58-2268 (736 amino acids)
Molecular function (GO): protein binding
Source: RefSeq, a predicted model, not a curated record
GAAAUUCCUGCGCUGGAGAGACGGAGCUGGUGCGGAUCCGAGAAGCCGAACUUGGCCAUGGAGCCAGUAGCGACUUGGACCCCCGGGAAGGUGGCGGCUUGGCUGAGAGGCCUCGAUGAUUCCCUGCAGGACUAUCACUUUGAGGACUGGGAGCUGCCUGGCAAGUACCUGCUCCAGCUCUGCCCCCGAAGCCUGGAAGCUCUAACUGUGUGGCCUCUGGGCCACCAGGAGCUCAUUCUGGAAGGGGUGGAACAGCUCCGGGCCCUGAGCUCCGGGCUACAGUCAGAGAACCUGCGGAGCCUGACAGAGGGGCUGCUGGAGGGGAUCCGGGCAUUCCAGAGCUUAGUCCAAGGUCACCUGGGGGGCUGUGCUGAGCCUCCUGCAGAUGUCCUCACCGCGGCCAUGGAGCUGGUGCAUGCGGCCCGUUCCCUCCUCUUCUGGCUCAACAGGUACCUCUUCUCCCACUUAAAUGACUUCUCAUCCUGCCAGGAGAUUGGGGAAUUGUGCGGGGAGCUGGGCCAGGCCUUGCAGGAGGACUGUCCAGCGGCUGAGAAGGAGAGCAAAGUCCUGAGGAUUAGCAGCCACGUGGCCGGGAUCUGCCACAACAUCCUGAGCUGCAGCCCAGAGGAGCUGCUGGAGCAGAAGGCCGUGCUACAGCACGUGCCGCUGGACCAUCCUUCGGGCCUGGAGAUCCACACCACCAGCAACUGCCUGCACUUUGUGUCUCGAGUGGGCACCCAGGUCCCCACUGAUUCCCGGCUGCAGAUCCUGCCUGGAGACGAGAUUGUCCAGAUCAAUGAGCAGGUGGUGGUGGGCUGGCCCCAUAAAAACGUGGUGAGGGAGCUGCUCCGGGAGCCAGACGGGGUCAGCUUAGUGCUGAAGAAGGUCCUGGCGCCGGAGAUACCCUCACAGACCCCUCCUCAGGCCCUGGGCCCCCCACGCCCAGUGAGCCCAUCACUGGCUCCGGCCCUGCCGUCUCCCAGGGCCCCAUCGGAAGACGUCUUCGCCUUCGACCUGACUUCAAACCCAAGUCCCGGACCCAGCCCUGCUGCCUGGACAGCCUCAACCUCCCUUGACCCGGAGCCCCUGCCUGGCCCCCAUGCACCCUCAGCCACACUCCUAGCUGGGGUAGCAGACGCUCCAGAGCCCCCAGAACACCCUGACAAGGUAAGCUCUGGGGCUCAGCAAGGAGGGGUGUGUGGCUUUGGACCCAUACGCUUCUCUAACCUCCUGUGGUUCUUUCAGAGUCCUGUUCCUGGUCGCAAGAAAUCAAAAGGCGUGGCGACGCAGCUGAGCCGCCGGCAGGUGUCCUGCCGGGAGCUGGGCCGGCCUGACUGUGAUGGCUGGCUCCUGCUCCGCAAGGUGCCCGGGGGCUUCAUGGGCCCGCGCUGGCGCCGCUGCUGGUUUGUGCUCAAGGGACACACGCUCUACUGGUACCGCCAGCCCCAGGAUGAGAAGGCUGAGGGCCUCAUCAAUGUCUCCAGGUACAGUCUGGAAAGUGGACAAGAUCAGAAGAAAAAAUAUGUGUUCCAGCUCACCCAUAACGUGUACAAACCCUUCAUCUUCGCUGCUGAUACCCUGACGGACCUGAGCAUGUGGGUGCGCCAUCUCAUUACCUGCAUUUCCAAGUACCGGUCUCCAGGCCGCGCCCCCUUGCCCCGAGAGGAAGACUGCUACAGUGAGACGGAAGCAGAAGACCCCGACGAUGAGGCUGGAUCCUGCUCAGCCUCGCCCAGCCCAGCCCAAGCUGGGAGUUCGCUCCACGGAGACACAUCACUUGCGGCCGCCCUCACGCAGGGCAGCCCACGGACCUCCUUCAGCCCUCCGACAGACAGCAGCGAAGGGGCCCUGGAAGGAAUGGUACGGGGGCUGAGGCUGGGUGGCGUGUCCCUCCUGGGCAGGCCGCAGCCCCUCACUCACGAGCAGUGGCGGAGCUCUUUCAUGCGGCGCAACCGAGACCCCCAGCUCAAUGAGCGAGUGCACCGCGUGCGGGCGCUGCAGAGCACGCUCAAGGCAAAGAUGCAGGAGCUGCAGGCCCUGGAGGAGGUGCUAGGCGACCCCGAGCUCACUGGGGAGAAAUUCCGCAGGUGGAAGGAGCAGAACCAGGAGCUCUACUCAGAGGGCCUGGGGGCCUGCGGAGUGGAGCGGGCCGAGGACAGCUCCCAAGCCCCGAACUCUGACUCCAGGGAACCGUCUUCCCACCCCCCACCCUCUCAGCCUGAGGAGCACUCCUGUCUCCGCCCCCUGACCCCAGAGAGUGACCUCUGACCUCCUGACUUCUAACUCUGGCCAGUACCCUAGUUCCUGACCUCUGGCCUUGAGGACCACCUCUGACACAUCUAGGACAGAGCACCCCUGCAUUCUGUUCCAGUUUGGAAGUCGUGCUUGUCCAUGGUUCUGUCCCAAGCUGACUGCCUCUGCCUGAGCUGCUGCCAUUUCUGCUCCUCCCUCCCCUGGAGUGGGGUGAAGUGAAGUGAGCUUUGUGCCAAGGAAGGAGCAAGAGACGGGGCCGAAAGAACUCUCUCCUACCCUGUGCUCUGUGGGGUCACAGACCUGCCCCCUCCGCCCCGCGGCACUUCGUUCCCCAAGCCAGUCUGUAUGGGUGUUCUUCACUUUACCCAGGAGACACUUUUCAACUAAAUAAAGUCAG